Gossypium arboreum is the source of this 2128-nucleotide messenger RNA. RefSeq names its product probable serine/threonine-protein kinase PBL28. The transcript has 10 exons. Gene Ontology annotation, molecular function: protein kinase activity; ATP binding. Lineage: Eukaryota; Viridiplantae; Streptophyta; Magnoliopsida; Malvales; Malvaceae. Gene Ontology annotation, biological process: protein phosphorylation. The record is from RefSeq and is a predicted model, not a curated record. The coding region runs from base 463 to 1998 and encodes 511 amino acids.
UUUCCCAUUUCCUUAUGUAACUGUACAUAUUUCCUAUGUUUUAAAAUCCCCUUGUCUGAACUCUGAAAUCCUUACUCUGCUCAUCCUUUCAAGUGUCGAAAAAAAAAAAAAAGAGAGUGAAAUUGCAGAUUACAAAAGAGAUUAACUUGAAGUGAAACCUUAUGGGUUGUUAGUUGUAAUUGUAAUGUAACCGUUGAUCCUUUUAUGAGUAGACCAACCGUUGUUUUGCCUCAAAGGAACAUAGGGUCCUACUUAGGAAGAUUUUGCGUGAGAGAAUUAAUUAUGUAGUCUACUCCCGUCCUUUGCUGUUUAUUGGAAGAACCCUUCCAUUCUUCAAUGCCUAGUUGCAUACCUACAAAAGAAGGCCUCUGGGAACUGUAAAAAGUUCAAAAAAACAAAAAGCAUCCUUUUUUUGGGUUCUUGACUUGAUAAACUCUCUCUUCAGGGCAUGGACCAGCUUUAAUGCGGCUGCCACUGCUUUUGCUGAUUCAACUGUUCCAACCCAACUGUUUAUGUCACAAGCUCUUCACUGAAGCUUUACUUAUUUGCAAGAACACAGUCUGCACUCCUCAACAAACCAACAGUAGAUUUGGGAAGUUCCCCUGCUUGAGGCAAUGGGCAUAUGUCAAUUGUUAUCGACCAGAAGAUGCAGAUGUUGUUUCCUUGAUUCCUGGAAUCUCUCGGAUAUCUCUUCCAAGUAGAUUAACCCAAUUGUUGUCUUUUGCUCCGAAGUUCAUCCCCUCCUACUCUCAAGAGAAGCCCUUUAAAUCAAGACAUGGAAGGGUAGCGGCAGCUUCUGUUGAUGGGGAAAAUGGUGUUCCAACACUCACGCCUUUGCAAACAGCUGAUAAGAAACCGAGAAAACAGACAUUUGCUGCCAUAAUUGGCUGUAUUAGUGCGGCUCUUCUUGUCUCGAUCAUUUUGGUGCUUGUGUAUAUCUGCUUGAUGCGCGUUAAGAGAUUCAUGAGGAGAACAUCCCGGACUGAAACUUCCAUGCCAUCUACUGUUGAAUUGGAAAGAGCUAACACAUCCCAUUAUGCUGCUGGUGCACCGUCUCCUAUCUAUGUACAAAAUCUAAAGCAAAUAACAAUGUCAGAGCUGGAACAUGCUACACACAACUUCAGUCAAAGUAAUGUCAUUGGUGAGGGCCGAUUCGGUUUAGUCCAUAAAGGACUACUUCAAGAUGGAACUCUUGUGGCAAUCAAAAGAUACUUGAACACCCAGGUUCAUUUUUUCCUUCAUGAGAUAAAGCAAAUAGCUCAAGUUAGACACAGGAAUCUAGUCAAGCUUGUUGGUUACUGUGAAGAUAACCACCAGCAGUUUCUUGUAUAUGAUUAUAUACCUAAUGGAAAUGUUGGAAAUCACCUUUAUGAUUACGAAGGUUCACCGACUGGUAAACUAAACAUGCGGCAAAGGUUGUUGAUUGCACUAGGGGCAGCCAAAGGACUUGAACAUCUUCACAGCAUGGCUCCUCCUCUGCUGCACAUGCAUUUCAGAAGCAGCAAUGUUCUUCUCGAUGAAAACUUUACGGCCAAGGUUUCUGAUUAUGGAUUAUCCAAAUUGUUGUCUGAAGAUCAGUUUUACGCGUCAUCUUCAGCCAUUGAUUGUUUUCUUGACCCAGAAUUGUAUUCAUCGAAGAGAUUUUCAGUGCAAAGCGAUAUAUAUAGCUAUGGAGUCUUCCUCCUGGAGUUGAUUAGCGGACGUGAAGCAAUUUGUAGAGAUCCAUCAAACUUGGAAACAACAUUAAUAAUGCAGGCCAAGGAUUCGAAAGAUAUCAGCAGUUUUGUCGAUAAAACCUUGGGAGGUAAAUCAAUGCGUGGGGCAAAACAAGUAGUAGAUUUGGCAUUGCAGUGUGUGAACAUAAGACCAAGAAGACCAUUGAUGAGAAGCAUCGUUGAAGAGCUUGAACGAAUCCAAGAGACAGAGAUUGGUGGUUUGCCGUUUGAAGCAGGCGAGGAGAUUGGAGAUGUAACAUUGGGGAGCGAGCUCUUUAGGUGACCUCUGCUCGCCCGGGUAUAAUAAUCAUUCUUUUAUUAAAUUUAUUGACAGUAAUUACCAAUCUCAUUACAAGCAAAUUGAUUUUGUAAAAGAAUUGUUGGAAAGAAAUUAAGCAAAUCAAAUUGGUAUA